Macadamia integrifolia is the source of this 2268-nucleotide messenger RNA. Its product is annotated as protein DETOXIFICATION 16-like. Gene Ontology annotation, molecular function: xenobiotic transmembrane transporter activity; antiporter activity. The transcript has 8 exons. Gene Ontology annotation, cellular component: membrane. The record is from RefSeq and is a predicted model, not a curated record. NCBI's taxonomy places the organism in Eukaryota, Viridiplantae, Streptophyta, Magnoliopsida, Proteales, Proteaceae. Gene Ontology annotation, biological process: xenobiotic detoxification by transmembrane export across the plasma membrane. Bases 141 to 1628 code for a protein of 495 amino acids.
CCGCAUCUUCGCCGAGCAUAAUUUGGCCAAUCCACUUGCCAUGAGAUUGAAUGGUUCAGAAUACUCUUACCCUUCUUCUCAUUUGCUUCUCCUACUACAAGAGUAGAGAGGAGAAGGGCUGAAGCUAGGAGAGAAGGAAAAUGGAUAGAGAAGAGCAAAGAUCGAGUCUGAUUUCACCUCUUAUUCACUUUUCUGAAGAGAAUGGUUUUGAAUUGAAUAGUGUUGAUAAGGGUCUAUUUAGUAGAUCAAACAUCAUUGCAGAAGUGAAGAAGCAGUUGUGGUUAGCUGGACCAUUGAUAUCUGUUAGUCUCUUGCAGUAUUGUUUACAGGUUAUAUCUGUUAUGUUUGUGGGUCAUCUUGGAGAGUUAGCUCUCUCUGGUGCUUCAAUGGCUACUUCCUUUGCAACUGUGACUGGAUUUAGUUUACUGAUGGGAAUGGGAAGUGCAUUGGAUACAUUCUGUGGUCAGUCCUAUGGAGCAAAACAGUAUCAUAUGCUCGGCAUACAUAUGCAGAGGGCCAUGUUUGUGCUAGUACUUGUUAGCAUUCCCCUUGCUUUUAUCUGGGCAAACACAAAGCCUAUCCUUUUGGCUGUUGGACAAGAUCCAGAUAUAGCAGCAGAAGCAGGAGUUUAUGCUCGAUUCAUGAUCCCAAGCCUUUUCGCAUAUGGUCUUCUCCAAUGUCAUGUCAGAUUCUUACAAACACAAAACAUUGUCUUUCCAAUGAUGAUAAGCUCAGGAGUUGUAGUUCUCCUACAUUUCUUUUUCUGUUGGAUUUUGGUGUUCAAAUCUGGAAUGGGUAACAUAGGAGCUGCUUUGGCCAAUUCCAUCUCUUAUUGGAUGAAUGUACUAUUGUUGGCACUCUAUGUCAAGUUCUCUCCUGCCUGCAAGGACACUUGGACCGGUUUCUCGAAGGAAGCAUUACAUGGUGUCCUCAAAUUUUUAAGGCUUGCAGUUCCCUCAGCUGUCAUGGUUUGCUUGGAAAUGUGGUCAUUUGAGCUGAUGGUUCUCCUAUCUGGUCUUCUUCCGAAUCCAAAGCUAGAAACAUCAGUUCUGUCAAUCAGCCUCAACACAGCCGGAUUGGUUUGGAUGAUCCCUUUUGGACUUAGUGGAUCCAUAAGUACACGGGUUUCCAAUGAAUUGGGUGCUGGGCAUCCUCAAGCUGCACGUUUAGCAGUACUGGUUGUGUUAGUCUUGGCCAUUACUGAGGGCAUUCUAGUUGGCACAACCUUGAUCUUAUUGCGUAGAGUUUGGGGUUUUGCUUAUAGUAAUGAAAAGGAAGUAGCAAAAUAUGUGGCAAAUAUGAUGCCAGUGCUUGCUCUGUCCAACUUCUUGGAUGGAAUCCAAUGUGUGCUUUCAGGCACAGCAAGGGGAUGUGGUUGGCAGAAGACUGGUGCUUUCAUUAAUUUAGGAGCUUAUUACCUUGUGGGCAUUCCUUCUGCUAUUUUAUUAGCUUUUGUCCUCCAUAUUGGGGGAAUGGGACUCUGGUUGGGUAUUAUAUGUGCUCUGUGUGUGCAAGUGUUAGCUCUUUUAAUCAUUACAUUCCGGUCUAAUUGGGAGGGGGAAGCAAAGAAGGCUAAAGACAGAGUUUCUGACUCCAUGAUCCCCAAUGAUAUGGUUUCAAGAAGCUGAAUUACUGAAACUUUAUAUCUAAGAACAUUCAUAAAAAAUCUAAGGCAGGCAAUUCACAAUUAGUUCCACACUACAUAGGGUGGUCCUCUAAAAGGAAUACCAGCUCAAGGUGGAAGUAAAGCUCGAAACCCACAUUCAUCAUUUUGUUGGGAGCAUUACUAGAUCAAAGAUUUAGCUCUGAAUUGUUGGUCAAUAAGGAAGUUCCUAACAAUCACUACAGAGUGAACGAAGUACAAGGUGGGUAAGUUUUUACAGACUUAUGUAUUCAAUGUGAAGAACAGAACACUUGCAGAACAGAACUUGUGGAAUUCAAUUGAAAUUAGGAUCUCAGACAAAAAACUAGAGUCUUCAUCUAAGUGUAGACUUUUAGAUGCAUCACGUGGGCUUUGUUUUGCUUUCCCUUGAUGAUUGCUCCUUUCAGCUUAGUACAAAUACAUUGGGGGAAAAUAUUUUCAGGUUUACAAGCCCGCAACAGCUCAUCACAGUAAACUACAGCUUCCAAAAAGGAAAAUUUUCCUUUUUCUAGUAACUCAAAAUAUGAAAUCACACAAAACGGAAGCCUAAAUAUCAACUAGAAAACUCACAUACACAGAAGAACCUGUGCUCCAAUGCCUGCUGAACAGAAAUUCUUGCUUUUGGG